Molecule: messenger RNA, 3139 nt
Organism: Chaetura pelagica (chimney swift)
Lineage: Eukaryota; Metazoa; Chordata; Aves; Apodiformes; Apodidae
Gene: HID1
Product: HID1 domain containing
Exons: 19
Coding region: 1-2388 (795 amino acids)
Cellular component (GO): Golgi medial cisterna; membrane; Golgi trans cisterna
Source: RefSeq, a predicted model, not a curated record
AUGGGCAGCGCCGACUCCAAGCUCAACUUCAGGAAGGCGGUGAUCCAGCUCACCACCAAGACGCAGCCUGUGGAGGCAACAGAUGAUGCUUUUUGGGACCAGUUUUGGGCAGACACAGCCACUUCAGUGCAGGAUGUCUUUGCUCUUGUACCAGCUGCAGAGAUCCGAGCAGUGCGAGAAGAAUCACCUUCAAACUUGGCAACUUUGUGCUACAAGGCUGUGGAAAAGCUGGUGCAGGGAGCAGAGAGCGGCAGCCACACGGAGAAGGAGAGACAGAUCGUCUUGAACUGCUGCCGCCUCCUCACCCGUAUCCUGCCCUACAUCUUCGAGGACCCAGACUGGAGAGGUUUCUUCUGGUCAACUGUCCCUGGGGCUGGCCGAGGAGGGGGAGAUGAAGAUGAUGACAAUGCCCGGCCCCUGGCAGAGUCAUUGCUCCUUGCUGUUGCAGAUCUGCUCUUCUGUCCUGAUUUCACUGUGCAGAGCCACCGGAGGAGCACAGUGGACACAGCAGAAGAUAUCCACUCCAUUGACAGCUGUGAGUACAUCUGGGAGGCAGGAGUGGGCUUUGCUCAUUCUCCACAGCCUAACUACAUCCAUGACUUGAAUAGGACAGAGCUGCUUAAGCUGCUGCUGACCUGUUUCUCUGAGGCCAUGUAUCUGCCCCCCUCCUCAGACAGCAGCAAUGCCAACCCCUGGGUGCAGUUCUUCUGCUCUACAGAGAACAGACACGCGCUCCCGCUCUUCACCUCGCUCCUGAACGUUGUCUGUGCCUACGACCCGGUGGGUUAUGGGAUUCCUUACAAUCACCUGCUUUUCUCUGACUACCGUGAGCCCCUGGUGGAGGAGGCAGCCCAGGUCCUGAUUGUCACUUUGGACUAUGACAGCUCCACCAGUUCGAGUCCCACUGUGGAUGGCACGACCACUGGCACAGCCAUGGAUGAUGUGGAUCCUCCUGGACCAGACAAUCUCUUUGUGAAUUACCUCUCAAGAAUACACCGUGAGGAGGAUUUCCAGUUCAUCCUGAAAGGAGUGGCCCGCUUGUUAUCCAACCCGCUGGUCCAGACCUACCUGCCAAACUCUGCCAAGAAGAUCCAAUUCCAUCAGGAACUCCUUGUGCUCUUCUGGAAACUUUGUGACUUCAACAAGAAAUUCCUCUUCUUUGUGCUGAAGAGCAGUGAUGUUCUGGACAUCCUUGUCCCAAUCUUGUAUUUUCUCAAUGAUGCCAGAGCAGACCAGUCACGAGUGGGCUUGAUGCACAUCGGGGUCUUUAUCCUCCUGCUUCUCAGUGGGGAGCGUAACUUUGGGGUUCGACUGAACAAGCCGUAUUCUGUCCGAGUGCCUAUGGACAUCCCUGUCUUCACAGGGACACAUGCAGAUCUGCUCAUCAUAGUCUUUCACAAGAUCAUAACCAGCGGGCACCAGCGGCUGCAGCCUCUCUUUGACUGCCUGCUCACCAUCGUGGUGAAUGUGUCUCCAUACUUGAAGUCUCUCUCCAUGGUGGCUGCCAACAAGUUACUGCAUCUCCUGGAGGCUUUUUCCACCACCUGGUUCCUGUUCUCUGCUGUCCAGAACCAUCAUCUUGUUUUCUUCUUGCUAGAAGUUUUCAACAACAUCAUUCAGUACCAGUUUGAUGGGAACUCCAACUUGGUCUACGCUGUUAUCCGCAAGCGCAACGUGUUCCACCAGCUGGCCAACCUGCCCACGGACGCCCAGGCCAUCCAGAAGGGGCUGCAGCGCAAGAGGAAAACCCCCGAGCCCAUUUCUCGUACCAACUCCCAGGAUGGGGUCUCCAUGGAAGGCUCACGUCCUGCUGCUCCUGCUGAGCCAGGGACGCUGAAGACAAGUUUGGUGGCUACUCCAGGAAUCGACAAGCUCACAGAGAAGUCACAGGUGUCAGAGGAUGGGACCAUGCGUUCAUUGGAGCCUGAGUCUUCCCAACCUCUGCCAGAGGGUACCCUGCCCUCAGCUGGGAGUGAUGGGGAGGUCUGGAGUGGGGCAUCACUUCCCCGACGAGAUCGAAGGCGUCUCUCUAGUGCAUCCUCCAGUGGACAGUGGACCCCAACUCCUGACUGGGUGAUGUCUUGGAAGUCCAAGCUCCCCCUGCAGACAAUCAUGCGGCUUUUGCAGGUGCUGGUCCCUCAGGUGGAGAAGAUCUGCAUUGACAAGGGUCUCACUGAUGAGUCUGAGAUCCUCAAGUUCCUGCAGCAUGGCACUCUGGUGGGGCUGCUGCCUGUCCCCCACCCCAUCCUCAUCCGCAAGUACCAGGCGAACUCGGGCACUGCCAUGUGGUUCCGGACCUACAUGUGGGGAGUUAUUUAUUUGAGGAAUGUGGAUCCCCCUAUCUGGUAUGACACAGAUGUGAAGCUGUUUGAAAUUCAACGGGUCUAAGAGAGCACUUCCCUCUGCUGAGAGAAAUACACUGGAUCUGAGGACUGCUGUGUGCUCCUCCUCACAGCUACUCCUGCAUUUCACAUCCAGCUGAGAGACCAAAAGGACAAUCACUUCAUUUACCUCCCUGUCAUUUAAAGCUUUAAUUGGGACCUGCUUGGACAUCCCUUCUCCCAGCUCACUUCUCUUCCCUCACCCUGCACCAUGAACCUUGAGUGAAAGAUGUCUAAGGGAUUGUCCAUUGUUGUGGUUGCACUAGAAAUCAGGCAGUUCUUAGCUCUUCUGUUACUCUUUUGUGCCUGGAUGUGGUUUGGAAACCAAUCUGACCCUGUCCUUGCCCUGGUUAGAGUCAGCAUUUAAUUGGAAAAGACUCUCUCUAAAUUGGGUGCAAGGGAGAAGCUGCUAUUCCUGCAGGAGAUGGGGUUUGGAAACUGCAGUUACUUUCAUAUGGUUCCACAAAGUUUCCAGGCCAUCCCUUCUGGCUGCAGGUGUCUCCCUGGUGUCUCAGUUGCAUAUUGGUAGGGAAGUCUUUCCCAUCCAAGUGAAAGGAGAAAGUUGAUGAAGGAAAACUUAGUCUCGGUUCUGAAUCUCUCUACUCCUUCCCUGGAAAGCUGCUGAAGAAGUUUUGUAGUAGCCAGUGCUUUGGUGUGGCAUGAAGAGGCUUUCUUGGCUUCCAGGCCUGUCCUUUGUGGUGUGGCUGUUGCAAUGGAGUGUGUGUCACUUUGGAAAGUCCUGCUUAAUCCAUGUGAGC